AUGGCCGCGUGUCGCGAAGCCCGCGCAGCCUCAGUUUCUGCGUCCUGGAGAUGUCGCAUUUCCCCAACUUUCUCGUCCACCACNNAACCACAGCCCGCUGCGUCAACUUCUACAAAUACCACAAAUGGCAACGCCAAGGCCGCAUCACAUGACCCUACCAAAAAGGUCAAACAAACACGCAAGAGGAGAGAUCCUGAGGUAGUGGCAGCAGAAAAGGCAGAGAAGGCUAAGAAGGCUGCUGAAAAGGCCGAAAGGGCGGCAGAGAAGGCUGCCGCUGCAGCGGAGCCUGCCAAAGAAAAGAAGCCUCGCAAGCCUCGUGAGCCCAAGGACCCCAAUGCCCCGACAGCUGGCUCGCUCAUGAAAAGUGAAGAGAAGAAGCCCAUUGUUGCAGCCCCACCAGCUCCUGCACGGCCUGCCUCCAGUGGUCAAAGAUAUGACCCCAUUCGCGCCUCUAUGACUGUGGACCCUUAUUCCACCCCUGCCAACACAUCGACUGCUUCACUUCAAGUCUCACCACACGCACACAGAGCAAGCGCGUCACCUGCAAUUGCAAGUCUGAUCAAUCCUCCUGCCCCUAGCGACACACUCAUGUCACCUCCUGUGGUUCCAUCUGUCCCUGCUCAGAUAAAGUCACCGAGCGCCUCUGCUGCUAUGCCGCCUCCUCCCAGCGUCAAUCGCCAGCCAGAAGUCCAGCUCACGUCAAACACUCUCGCGAACAAUUCACCCCAAACAAUCUCGCAUCCACGUGCUGUAGUGAUGGAUGACGCCAUGGAUAUCGACGCUCACGAUGAGCNNAAAAGCAAGCACAGACCGUCACUAAGGUUGCAGACAAGGAAAAGGAGAAGGAUAAUCAGAAGCCCGCUGCCAAAUNCGUCUUCCGCACCAGCACAGAAGGCUAAGCGUGCCUCGCCCCCGGCUCCUACUGGCAGUGGUCUGCUUUCUGGUAGCGAUAUCUUUGGAGGACCAUCAGCCGUCACCGAGGACCACAAACGCCAUGGAGUGAACAUCGAUAUUGAAAUUCCCCUCAAUCCCGCGGGUAACAACACAAUCAACAUCGCCCAAGAGAUCUUGAAGAAGUAUGGCAAGAACGCCAUCAAUCCUCGUGCUGCAGCACACCGCGAACGUCUCUUACAAGUCGCCGCUGCAGCCAACCGCCUAGAGCCUGGUACUGGCGACGAUAUCUCUGUUGGUGACCUCAACUCCGAGGCCGAGAAUGACAGUAAUGUUGAAAUGGGUGGCAUGGAAGAAGAGAAGAAGGGCGACGAUGAACCUAAGAAGCGCCGCCGUAGAAAGGUGGAGGACUACGACAAGGAAGACGACUUUAUCGAUGACACGGAACUGGCUUGGGAAGAAGGCGCAGCAGUUGCUAAGGAUGGCUUCUUUGUCUAUUCGGGUCCGCUUGUGCCCGAAGGAGAGAAGGCUCAGAUCGAGACUUCUGCACCCUCUGGUCGUGGAAGAGGUCGUGGCCGUGGCCGCGGUCGUGGAGGCGCUACUGGUGUCACUCACGCUCAACUCGCCGCGAAGAAUGCCGAUCCAUCCGCUGCAGUGACUGCUUCGACAACUGGCAGAGGUCGAGGCCGUGGCCGCGGCACUGGAGCAACUCGCAAGCCACGCAUUACCAAGGCCGACAAGGAGAAGAUGGAAAGCGAAAAGGUGCAACGUGAGCGCCAGGCUGCUGCUCUUCCUCAGGCAACCCCUGCAGCAGUCUUUCUGACACCUGCUAGCAUGGCGCAAGUAUAA
Molecule: messenger RNA, 1740 nt
Organism: Aureobasidium vineae
Lineage: Eukaryota; Fungi; Ascomycota; Dothideomycetes; Dothideales; Saccotheciaceae
Source: the annotation of a GenBank genome assembly